Messenger RNA from Didymodactylos carnosus, 565 nucleotides. Lineage: Eukaryota; Metazoa; Rotifera; Eurotatoria; Philodinida; Philodinidae. The record is from the annotation of a GenBank genome assembly.
AUGAACUCUGUGGGAGCAACCUAUAAAUACCGGCGUACAUUUAUGAAUAAUCCUCCAAAAAAAUUAUUAAUAGAAUUGAAACGAUUUCGUUCAGACGAUACAAAAAUCUGCAUGAUAAUGGAAUAUCCUGAAACUCUUGAUAUUGGCCCGUUUAUUGUACCAGAAGAUCAGUCACAUUCGUCAUCACGUUACAUACUCUAUGGAAUGGUAGUACAUCAGGGACUUUCGAUACAUAGUGGUCAUUAUUAUACCUGUGUUAAAAGUAAUAAAGCCUGGAAGUUAAUCAAUGAUGAAAAUAUGACUGAUAUGAAUAUGUCUGAUAAUUUCGAAAUGGAUUGUACAACUGAAUAUACAUCUGCUACAAAAGAUCAAAAGAAAGAAAUGGGAAGUUUGAACAAUGGAAAUGUGACUGAUAAUCAAAAAAAUGAAAAACUGUUCAGUAAUAGUCGUGCUUCAAUUGAACGUAAACGGUGUAUGAUCAUAUUUACUGAUUUACUAAGGUGUCGGAAAUUCAAAACUUGAGCGCAUUUUAGUUUUCGAUAUUUUUACAUGGAUCGAUAGAGCU